AAUUCUGAAAUGCAGGCUUACAACAGGGAACACCCAUACUAUUACAGCUAUCUACAAUGCUUCUGCCAGCCUACAGCCCUCAGCUAUCCGCCACAAAGCCAUCAGUACCAGCCGCACUUUCGACCCCACUUCGAAAGCCAGUUGCAGAAGCCAUUUCAGUCAUCUUUCUCUAUCGAGUCGCUUCUUGGAGGCGAGAAGACGUCAGAGGUAAGCAUGCCUUCCUUAGCCAGCACUGCCUCCUACAUCAAAAAAACAGACUCCUCUGUUGAAGCUAAACUUAAAGGGCUCGUGGAACGGAGGCGAAACAACAGCUCAAAAGUAUCGGACAGCUUCGAUAAUCGAGAAAAAUCAACAGCGAUGACAGAGGUGCGGAAAGCAGAACUUUUCGCUGGUGAACCAGCAAGUACCACACAAGAAAAGAAAAAGGGUUUAAUGGGCACUCACUUCAAAAGAAAGCGACCCCGUACGAUGUUUACCUUAUAUCAACUCGAGAGGAUGGAGGGAGAAUUCCUGCGCCGUCAGUACAUCACGGGUAAUCAGCGGUUGCAACUGGCCAGCGAGCUUCAGUUGAGUGAGACGCAGGUCCGAGUUUGGUUCCAGAACAGACGGAUUAAAUGGCGCAAAGAUGUGAUGAAGAGGCAGUUUGAUAGCUACUAG
Messenger RNA from Pocillopora verrucosa, 657 nucleotides. Its product is annotated as homeobox protein engrailed-2-A. Lineage: Eukaryota; Metazoa; Cnidaria; Anthozoa; Scleractinia; Pocilloporidae. Gene Ontology annotation, molecular function: DNA-binding transcription factor activity, RNA polymerase II-specific; RNA polymerase II cis-regulatory region sequence-specific DNA binding. The record is from RefSeq and is a predicted model, not a curated record. Gene Ontology annotation, cellular component: nucleus. Gene Ontology annotation, biological process: neuron differentiation; central nervous system development; regulation of transcription by RNA polymerase II.